CCGCAGCUGACGCGAAGAAGCGAGCCAUCGGCUUGGUGCCUCAUCUCGCUAAAGUUCGAGAUCAGCAGCCCUCCUCAAGCUCGACAUCUUCUUCUUCAUCUUCAGGAAAUCAAGCUCUCCCACGAGCUACAUCUUCUUCACCUGCAAAUAAGAGUACUAACAUCACACGACCUUCAACAUCAUCCGCUUCCUCGAUCCGUUGGUACAUCGCGGAAAUCGAUGUUUUGGGGUAUUCUCCGGAUCUCAAUAUGCAACCAAAAAUCGAUAUCUUGUCGGAAACACCAGUCUCAGCUCGCAACGCACACGUACUCUGGCUCGAUAUGGAAACUAGCAUGGCGAGCAAUGGGUCGUCCAGUACGACAUCAGCAACAAGUUCAUCGUCUGGAGCGCUGGAUGGGGAUAAGACUAGUGAUGCUGCAGGCACCACAGGCAAGCUUGGUCAACAGAAUACAGGAACUACAUCUUCAACAGGAGUUGUCACUAGAAACAGCUUUCUCGGUGCGCACCGCUGGAAUCUCCUUCAGCAGUACUACGGACCACGUGGUCUGUUUUCGGAGUUUCGACACAGUCCACCUGAGCAAGCUGCAAAAUUGCCAGUCUACUCUCCGUUCCUUGAGUACCGAAGUCGCGAGUUUUUCGAUUUGUAUACGGUCUCUGUCGGCGUUUUCACCGAGGAGGAGCCGUGGUUGCGGUAUAUGCAGGACUUCGAAUCUGAAGCUCGUGCUUGUACAGCGCAGUUGGUGCAGAAAAGACUGAAGCCCGCACCUAUGAGUAGUACUCGAGGAAGUGGUACUAGUGGAGGCAGUAGUUCAUCCUCAUCUGGUACAACCUCCUGUACUCGGGAGAAGCGAACACCACCCGCAAAAAUGUCUGAGGCUGACUUGCUGGGUGAGGAAGAAAGCGGCAGGAGCCACCAGGCGCGAACUUGCUUCGGAAUGAAACUCUGUGAACAACCGAGUGUUUCUUCCUCUGGAAAGAAGAAGAAGAAGAGAAACGGAGCUGAUCAGAUGAUGACCGAUGUAGGAGAAGGAGAGCAGACUGCUGCAGAACAACUACAGUCGGGGACCACAGGCGGUCGGAAUCAAACGCGACGUGAAGCGCAAGAUGCGAAUAUUCGUUCUAUGGAUGCCCUGCCUGGUAGAGACGAACUGAGUUACAGUACUGGGACAUCACUUGCGGACAGGAUUCAGCAGGUGGCGCGAAGCACUUCUAAUAGGCGGGCCGCGAUACAACCGAUCAUUCAGAUUUCAGCAAACCCUGAUGACUGGAGAGAUUACCUCGGAUGGAAAGCCCGCGACCUCUUUCCCCCAGUAGCAGCGACACAAGCGAGCGUCAAAAUCGGCGUCAAAAGACGUGCACUAUCGAAAUUCAACGGAGUCUACAAAAGGGUGGAGCUCUUCAAAGCCAGUUGUAGUUCUACAGAAGGUGACGAACAAACACAAGAAGCUACUUUGGUGCCGACGCCUCCACCUAUUUUCAUCCAAGUAGAACAAGAAUCCUCAUCAGCAUCUAGUACGUCUCCUCAACAACCACCUGGGCAGAUGAGCAAUCUAGAGUCUUCACCUACCACGCCGUCACCUCAACAGCCAAUACAACGAGCUCUAUUCCCCUUCUACGGUUCAGAAAAGAGCGAUAAGAUCGGUUGGUACCUAUCAGAAGUGAACAUGCAACCUUUAAUAGAAUCGACGUCUAGAUCAAUUCCUUCAGCUUCAAGAACUACGUCGUCCUCACCGUCCACAUCAAACCCCUCAUCCUCGAGUGAACCUUGUACUUUUCGUCCUUAUUCUCCGAAUGCGUAUCAUCAACCUGUACUGCAGAACUUGAAGAGCACAAUGGUGUCAGAAAACAGUCACUACACCUUUGUCCUCGAGAACGUCGAACUUGGAGGCACGCAGGACUGGUUCGCACUCACGCAGCACUGGGAUUCUAAUUAUGUUGACAGCAGGUGGUGUACAUGUACAAGAAGAAACGCAAACGCGGCUAUCUUCUACUCGAGGUCAAUAAAUAUUCGUGAAAUUAGUGUAGUGGUUGUUCUUGUUGUACUUGUAAUGGUAGGGGUAGUAGAAGUGGAUGUGCUUUUCGCUUUACUACUUGAGGAUCCGAGACAGAUGCUCUCCUGAGCGAAUGUUUUAUGAAUCUUAAUCAUGGCGAAGGCGAUCUCCUCUUCUCAAGCUGUACGGCUCUGGUAUUUGGUAACCUGAAUUUGAUCCUAAGGGAAAACAAGAUACAUAAUAUCAGGGAGGACCACUUUGGCGCACUUUCUCAACUCAUGUCUCGGUUCUAACUCCUCGGUCGUCCUCUUCCACUCCACGUAUCGAAGACGGUGGUAUCUCCACGAUCCUUGCCUAAGAAUGGUCAGUAUGACGGACAGCGUUAUGCGGAAAGAGCUGCCAGCCUCCGGGAGAUGAUGGGAUUUGUCACUAAAGGUUGGGUACGCAUAGACAUUGAGUUGUCAUAAACUCAGGACAUCUCAGACUCAGGGGGACCUACUGCUGCUCAUUCAUACAUUCAUUUUGGUGUCAGUAGUAAAAAAAAUUCAUCAUAUUUAUAUAUAAUUUGAGGGUAAAAAUUCUUCGUUUUGGUUGAAGACAUCUGAUAACAAACUCAUGAAUAACACGCUGGAGAUGAAUCUGAAACACAAAGUAAAAGAUAUAUUCCUACACAGGCAUUGAGAUCGGAAUUCACACAGGCAUUGAGAUCGGAAUUCACCAUUUACUUACCAAGGAAACCAACAAGUAGACGCACCAAUUCUAAACGAUAUGACAUUCAUGAGUUGUGAACACGGUAUAUACACGGGGAAAAUUUUGGCUUUUUCAACAGACUUGGGAACGAACACAGACAUCUGGACGUCGCACGUACUAGAACAUGGUGCUGAAGACAGGGCCAGGGGGAAAGUGUAAUAUAUAAAUUUGGAUUGAUUUCAUCGAGUUAGAGAAGCUGUAAUACAGAACGAAUACGAGGACAACCAAAUGAAUCGCAUUUGGAUACUAGAGGAACAGUUCUACUGCUGUCGGCGUUGUUUGCAUCACUCAAGGAGUAGCUGCAGGCGUUCGUAUAUGUAGUAUAGCACGACAGUUCGCCAAGGAUCUCGAUCUCCCUCUUGUAGAAUAUACGGGUAACUAAGGUGGAGGGGUAGCGCUCCUAAUAUUGAGCUCGUCUGAGUCUUUUUUUUACCAAACCUUGGCUUGUAGCUGUAU
Messenger RNA from Amoebophrya sp. A25, 3197 nucleotides. The record is from the annotation of a GenBank genome assembly. NCBI's taxonomy places the organism in Eukaryota, Dinophyceae, Syndiniales, Amoebophryaceae.